AUGGCGAUGGAAACCAUCUCCCUCCAACUCUUCAUCCUAGUCAUAGCCACCGCCGUCAUCGCUACACAGAGCUCAUCAUUAACGUCUUCGGCGCCCGCGCCGUCGCCGGCAUCCUCUUCGGCGAUCAGCUUCCUCAGGGCAUCCUGCGCCGUCACCGAUGUUCCAGAUGCCUGCUACAAUCUCCUCCUCCCGUACGCGGACACCUUCCACGGCAACCUCGCAAGGGUCGCCCGCGCGGCCAGUGCCUUUGCGGGCGCUCGGCAGCGUGAUUUUGCCGAUGAGCUCGCUCGUCUAAAGCUCCGGGGAACUGGCGCCGGGAGGGUGGCGGAUAUGACGCUGGGAGAUUGCUAUGACACUGUGUCCGGAGACAACAUGUUUGCCAAUGAGACGCUGGGCCACAUUGACAACCUCGUUGCGCACGUGGGCAGCAAGAAAGAUUUUGACUUCCAGCGGAUUAUGGCUCAGGAUUGGCUUCAAUCUUCGGGCUCGGGCAUGAUGCAGUGCGUGGACUGGUUUCAUGAUGCUGGUGAAGCCGCCGUCUCGUCGCCAGUGGGGAAGGAGGUGAUCGUUGGGUGCACCACUGUGUCUUCUUACAUGGACAUCGCUUUCAUGCUUGUAAAUGCCAUAAAGUUCUAG
Molecule: messenger RNA, 636 nt
Organism: Panicum virgatum (switchgrass)
Lineage: Eukaryota; Viridiplantae; Streptophyta; Magnoliopsida; Poales; Poaceae
Product: pectinesterase inhibitor 11-like
Exons: 1
Coding region: 1-636 (211 amino acids)
Molecular function (GO): enzyme inhibitor activity
Source: RefSeq, a predicted model, not a curated record